AUGUCCUCGCGACUUCCUGACAGGACAGGCUCCAAGCGAAGCCGGUCUCGCUCGCCUUCAUCAUGGCGGCCAUCCGAGAAACACGCCCGCAAACACGAUGAGAGAGACCGAUACCGCGACCCAAGAGACCGGGACGAUAGAAGCAGCCGGCCAUCGCAGCCGCCACCGAGGAACAUGAGGGACCAGGUGCGCCUUAAUCAGCUGCAGGAGGACGAACAAGUGCGCGAGUGGGUGGCGCAGGAGGACAUGUUUGUGCUCAAGCAAGCUAAGAGGAAGGCCGAGAUCCGAGUGAAGGAGGGUCGGGCGAAGCCGAUAGACUGGCUUACGGUUACGCUGCGGGUGAUUGAUCCCACGCGGGAUCCUCUUGACGAUGAGAUCGCGGACUCGGAGCUGGACCUGGUGGAUCCUGAUGGCGUUUUCGAGGGGCUUUCUCAGGACGAACUACUUGACUUGGAGAAGGAUAUUGAUACGUUUUUGAGCUUGGAGAAAAACUCGCAAAAUAGGGAUUUCUGGAAGACGAUGAAAGUCAUUUGCCGAGAUCGCCAAAAGAUCACUGCGCCCGAAGGACGUGCUCUUAGCUCCGUCGCUGCGGAUAUCAACAGACUUCUGAGUCCAAAGACCUACGAACAGCUCCAGACUCUGGAGGUGCAGGUCAGGAGGAAGCUGGAUUCGAACGAGCCCAUCGACACCGACUACUGGGAGGAGUUGUUGCGCAGCCUUACUGUCUGGAAAGCACGCGCUAAGUUGAAGAAGGUCUACCAAGCCGUGAUUGAUGAACGUGUGCGAGGGUUGCGCACACAACAACAAGAGGAAGCUGAAUCUGUUCGAACGAAGCUGGCCCCUCUUGCACCUGUCAUCCAGACGACUUCCGAGGACGCACAGCGGUCAGCAUCCAUCAAUGAGGUGGAAUUCCGCAACCUUGAUCCCGAACCUUUGCUGCAAAUUCGGCCGGAGGACAAGGGCUUGGAGAUCUUAGAUGAGGCAGCUUUCUUGAACCAAGUGGCGCGCGAGCGGCAAAAAACCCUGAAAAUGGGUUACAUUCCCCUUCGUCAGCGGCAGGCAGAGAGACAGUCCGCCGUCGCCACGAGUCACACAUCGAAUCUGCCGGUCGCCACUGCGUCCUCUCGUUUCUCUUCGAUACCCAACGAGGACUUCUCGCAGGCGACUAAAGCCCUUUAUGAAAGAGAGCUUGCGAAAGGAGUCAGCGAAAACGAGGAGAUCUUCACUGGGGAGGAAUCCGUCAGCACAGGCUUGCAGCCGCAAUGGGCUGGCAAAUAUCGGCCACGCAAGCCACGGUACUUCAACCGGGUGCAGAUGGGCUACGAAUGGAACAAAUACAACCAGACCCAUUAUGAUCACGACAACCCGCCUCCGAAGGUGGUUCAGGGCUACAAGUUCAACAUUUUCUACCCGGAUCUUAUCGACAAAACGAAAGCGCCCACGUACCGUAUCGAACGGGAGCACGGCAGGAAGCGCGGUCAGUCCUUCGCUGCGGCUGGUGAGGAGGAUACGUGCCUCAUUCGAUUUAUGGCCGGGCCGCCAUAUGAGGACAUCGCAUUCCGAAUUGUCGACAAGGAGUGGGAUUAUAGCGCCAAGAGAGAGAGGGGCUUCAAGAGCACCUUUGACAAGGGAAUCUUACAACUACACUUCCAAUUCAAACGAAUCUAUUACCGGAAGUGA
Messenger RNA from Aspergillus clavatus NRRL 1, 1680 nucleotides. RefSeq names its product splicing factor cactin. Bases 1 to 1680 code for a protein of 559 amino acids. Gene Ontology annotation, cellular component: cytoplasm; spliceosomal complex. NCBI's taxonomy places the organism in Eukaryota, Fungi, Ascomycota, Eurotiomycetes, Eurotiales, Aspergillaceae. The record is from RefSeq and is a predicted model, not a curated record. Gene Ontology annotation, biological process: mRNA cis splicing, via spliceosome. The transcript is spliced from 5 exons. Gene Ontology annotation, molecular function: protein binding.